This is a messenger RNA of Synchiropus splendidus (mandarinfish), 2421 nucleotides long. RefSeq lists its product as uncharacterized. Gene Ontology annotation, molecular function: ATP hydrolysis activity; microtubule binding; microtubule motor activity. Lineage: Eukaryota; Metazoa; Chordata; Actinopteri; Syngnathiformes; Callionymidae. Gene Ontology annotation, biological process: microtubule-based movement. The record is from RefSeq and is a predicted model, not a curated record. The coding region runs from base 1 to 2421 and encodes 806 amino acids. Gene Ontology annotation, cellular component: microtubule; kinesin complex; nucleus. The transcript has 19 exons.
AUGGCUUUCUGUCGGGAAUCAAGUUUUGGUCUGAAUAUUAUCACUUUGGUGAGGAAGUGCUCGGACAUGGAUCCAAUUGAUGAUGACAAUCUGCAGCUUGAAGACAUGGAGCUGACCUGUAACAAGUCUCCUGACAGGACCUCAACAGGGGCGAGUGAAAGCGCUGCUGCAGAGCCGCAGACCAUGAGUGUGUAUUUGAGAGUGAGACCUUUCUCCAAAGAGGAACUGGCUGAAGACGAGGAUCAAAGGUGUGUGGUGAUCGAGAGUAGCCAGGUGGUGGCGCUGCAUGCACCUAAAGGCUCAGCCUCCAUGAAGAGCAGCGACAAGGGAAUCGGAACGUCUCUGCAUAAAUUCUCCUUCUCAAAGAUUUUUGGACCAGAGACAACGCAGUCGGACCUAUAUGAAGACACUGUCAAGAGUGAGAUGACUGACUUCUUGGAUGGGAAGAAUGUGCUGCUCUUCAGUUAUGGUGUCACCAAUGCUGGGAAGACCUUCACCAUCCAAGGUUCUUUGAAGGAACCUGGGAUUCUGCCGCGAGCGUUGGGUGCGACGUUUGUGCACAUCACUGGUCGCCACUAUGAUGCGAUGGACCUGAAGCCUCACCUCAGAAACGACGUCCAGUUUCUGCACCCGGACAAAGUGAAACAGGAGAAGAGUGCAAAAGCUGCCAUUUUUGCUUCUCUCAAAGAGGACUGUGACUUUGUCCGAACCAGUGAAUCAGACAAGUCCUUGUCCACCUCAAGCCUCUCGACCUUUUCUUUCUCCGGCGACCAAAGUGUUGUGAUGCCUGGUCCCUCUGACGCGGGGAGCAGCCAGUUCUCUCUGUGGGUGGCCUUCUUUGAGAUCUACAAUGAGUGCGUCUACGAUCUUCUGCUCCCAAACUUCUGCUCGAGGUCCAAAAAACGUGCGAGUCUUCGCGUGUGUGACGACGGAGCAGGAAAUGCUUACAUCAAAGAUCUUCAGUGGAUCAACGUGCACAGUUUGGGCGAAGCCUGCAAGCUGCUGCAGUUUGGGAACAAAAACAGAAGUGCUGCGGCCACGAAAAUGAACCAGUCGUCCAGCAGAAGCCACAGCAUUUUCACCAUGAAGCUGCUGAAGAUAGACGAGGGGACGGUGAAGAACAUCUCGGAGUUCGCUCUGUGCGACUUGGCCGGUUCAGAACGAUGCAACAAAACCAAGACCAUCGGGGAGAGACUGAAGGAAGCAGGAAACAUUAACAACUCCUUGCACAUUCUGGGGAAGUGUAUCACCGCUCUGCGGAACAAUCAGACGGACAGGGUGAAGAGCAGCUGCAUCCCCUUCCGGGAAAGCAAACUCACAAAGCUCUUCCAGUCGUACUUCUGUGGCAAAGGCCGAGCUUCCAUGAUUGUCAACAUCAACCAGUGUGCUUCCACCUACGACGAGACCCUCCAUGUCAUGAAGUUUUCUGCCGUCGCCAAACAGGUGGUCCCGCUGGUGAUUCCAGACAAGCCUAUGGAGUUCCACUCUCCUUGCCGGGUCGAGUGUAAAGGGAAGCCUCUUCUCAGGAGCCAGUUGAUCGACAGCCCUGCACAGGAAGGCUGUUUGUCUGAUGACGACGAGGCAGACGUGUCCUCUCUCCCACACAAUCAGCUUGUGAGCUUGAUCGAGAGUCUUCAGAAGAAGCUUCAGGCUGAGCGGAACAGAAACCUGGUGCAGGAGAUGGAGAUACGUAAAGAAAUGGGCGACGCCAUGGUGGAGCAGUACCUGAAGUGCGAAGAGCGCCGUCGACAGCAGAUCGAGGAGCUGAAGGAAAGCCACCAGGAGAACUUGGAGAACACGUUUCAAAUGUACAAGGAUGCCAUCAAAGAGCACGCCUACCAGAGUGCCAUGAACGAUCUGGAGGACGACUACGUUCCUCUGGAGGAGUUCACUGCUGAGCAGGAGAAAGUAGAGGCUCUCACACUGAAGCUGGCGAAGCUGGAGAAGUUGCCAUGUGGUGCUGAAAUUCCAGUGAUGGAGGACAAGUCAUGCCAAACUCAACCCUCGACGGCAACUGAAGCAGAUGACCAUCUCAAGCGUCUGUACAAGGAGAAGUGUGCCAUCGAAGAGAUCUGUGCCGGGAAACAGCAGUUGAUUUUGUCUUUGGAGAGAAGACUGCGAGAGCUCAAUGAAACACUGGCCACGGUUCGAGAAGGUUUCCUGGACAAGUCGACUGAAGUGAAAGAUUUGCAGAGGAAAGUCAACGAGCAGACGAGGUCGGUGGAGGAGCUUCUGCACCAGACUGUUGAGAAGGACAUGGAGAUUGCGUCCCUGAAGGAGGAACUGUCCAAGGUCACAGAAAAAUCUCCGGUUCCGCAGAAGCCCAAACGAGGAAUCCUGGCCAACAUCAGGGAGGCCGUCACGUCUCCUCGGAAAGGAGCGAUGACCCGCUCGCUCCGGAAGACGGUGCGCAGCAAGUGA